UGAAAGACCUAGGUUCAAAAUAUGGAACAUUUACCAUCAUUGGAGAUGGACAGUUAACGCAGCUCUCUCCUCAGCAACAAGUCACACUCAAGUGCGGUGAUAAUGUGAGGUUUGGUAUACAGUGGAACUCAUGGAGAGUAGAUUAUGUGCCGCUGCUGGUGGCAAACGUCCACACUGACUCAGGAGGAGAAGACAGAGGUCAAACAGCUGGUGACGGCUCUAGGAGGGCAAGUGGUCAGCGACUGGCAUGAUAAGUGUACACAUCUCACCAUGAACAAACUCACCGUUACUGUCAAGGUAGUAUGUGCCCUUGCUGCCUGCCAACCAAUUGUAAUGCCUUCCUUUUGGAAGAGUAUGACGCAGGCUCUGACGUCCAUGCAGGCCACUCUACCGGAUUGCAAGGAUUUUGUACCACCUUUGGCUGAAGCAGUACUGAAUCCUUCAGAAGUCUCGUUUGCUCCCAACAGUGCAAGGUGUCAACUAUUCAAAGGCUACACAUUUGUUGCCUCAUCACCCAAACAGCUGAAUCGGAUCAAAUCCAUGGUUACUACUGCAGGAGGCACAGCGGUUGAGUUCUCUGCGAGAGUUUGGACCGAAGACAAACUGAUGAAUGAGAAAACUAUUUUAAUGUUGCAUUCAGCCAAUGGCAAGCAGAGCUCCCAGAACUCACAGGUUCCUGAUGGUUACAUCACUGUUGCUCGUAAAUUGAGGGAAAAAGGGGUACGCUGUAUCCCGGAGUCUGAGAUCGGGCUUGGUGUGCUGUACUGCAGCAUGGUCCAAUACUGCAACCCUCGCUUCAGUGCCAAUUCUGUCCUGGGGUCUUCCAACAGUUCUCUGGAGUCCACACAGCCAGUCAACGUCAUAUGUCCUGAAUCUGAGGAAAAUACAAACUCCUAGUGCUGACAAUCAAGAUUAUAUCAACACUGUUCCCAGGUCUUUUGAGUCAUCAACUUCCAAGAAGAGGAUGCAUGAGGAUGUAAGUGAAGAUGAAGAACAAACCAGAAAGAAACCAGAUAAAAGGGGAGAGUCUCAAGAUAUAUUUGAUUCUCAAGGCUCUGGUGUCCAGAAACCAAGCUGUAGUGGAUUAAGUUUGACCUUGAAGAAGGUCACUCCUGCUGAAGAUUCUUCUAAAGAAAAACGGCCAGUCCUAAAUUCAAAUCCUUCCCUCGAUAUGUUUGCA
Messenger RNA from Homalodisca vitripennis (glassy-winged sharpshooter), 1180 nucleotides. RefSeq names its product nibrin-like. The transcript is spliced from 7 exons. Bases 145 to 897 code for a protein of 250 amino acids. Gene Ontology annotation, cellular component: Mre11 complex. The record is from RefSeq and is a predicted model, not a curated record. Gene Ontology annotation, molecular function: damaged DNA binding; protein binding. Gene Ontology annotation, biological process: double-strand break repair via homologous recombination; mitotic G2 DNA damage checkpoint signaling. NCBI's taxonomy places the organism in Eukaryota, Metazoa, Arthropoda, Insecta, Hemiptera, Cicadellidae.